Scleropages formosus (Asian bonytongue) is the source of this 1743-nucleotide messenger RNA. RefSeq names its product retinol dehydrogenase 12-like. The transcript is spliced from 7 exons. The record is from RefSeq and is a predicted model, not a curated record. The coding region runs from base 238 to 1224 and encodes 328 amino acids. NCBI's taxonomy places the organism in Eukaryota, Metazoa, Chordata, Actinopteri, Osteoglossiformes, Osteoglossidae.
UUCGGCAUGCGUGCAGAACACUGUCCAAUGAAUUUGUGGGGCAUAAUCGCUCCGUAAGACAAGGGCAGCGGCUAAGCUCUUAUUUAAGUUGCUUAACCUGCACACAUGGCUGAGUUUAAAGGGAGUCACUGGCGACAACUAUAGCGCGGUCUUCGCAGUAAGUUCGUGCAGGAAUAGGAAGCCGCAGGUAGAUACUGCACUUCAGCGGGCAACGGGAUCCCCGCGGCUGUUCGGAUCAUGUGGCGAGAAGCAGAGCGGAGCGCGCUAGCGCACUUCGGCGCGGUCACUGCGGUGACGGUCCUCAGUGUGAUUCUGCUGCGAAAGUGGAUUGCGGGAGGGGUCUGUCACAGCAGAGCCCGUCUGGAUGGGAAGACGGUUAUGAUAACGGGGUCCAACACUGGUAUCGGCAAGGAGACAGCAAGGGAUAUGGCUAGACGAGGGGCACGAGUGGUGAUGGCAUGCCGCGAUUUGACCCGUGCUGAGAAGGCAGCAGAGGAGAUACGCAGAAGCACAGGAAAUGGCAGUGUGGUGGUUCGACACCUUGACCUGGCCUCCCUAUACUCUGUGAAGGAGUUUACCAAGGAAUACAUAGCCACUGAGCAGCGGCUUGACAUUCUUAUCAACAAUGCUGGUGUGAUGAUGUGCCCCAAGUGGCACACAGAAGACGGCUAUGAGACACAGCUGGCUGUCAACCACCUGGGCCACUUCCUCCUCACCAACCUCCUCCUUGGGAAGCUGAAGAGUUCUGCCCCUAGCCGUGUUAUCAACGUGUCUAGCAUGGCCCAUAAAGGCGGGAAGAUUCACUUCGAUGACCUGUGCUUUGAGAAGAUCCCUUAUAACUCAUUGGUCAGUUACAGGCAGAGCAAGCUGGCCAAUGUGCUUUUCUCCAAAGAAUUGGCACGCAGGACAAAAGGAACAGGGGUCACCUCCUACAGCCUACACCCUGGUGUUAUCCGCACAGAGCUAAGUCGACACAUAGAGACAUGGUUUCCUCUGCUGAAGAUGGUGCUGUUGAUCCCCUCAAUGCUCCUGAUGAAGACACCAUGGGAGGGGGCCCAGACUUCCAUCUAUUGUGCAGUGACAGAGGGGUUGGAAGAGAAAUCGGGCUGUUAUUUCAGUGAUUGUGCAGUUAAGGAGCCAGCUCCGGAAGGAAAAGAUGAUCUCACAGCACUGAGGCUGUGGGAGGUGAGUGCUCAGCUGGUGGGGUACACCGAGGGAGACUGACCGACUCCGUCCUCUAACACCUCUGCAUCAUGCAGCAAUGCAGCCUGGUUUUGCACUCAACACACCUUUACACUAGUUUUGGUUUUCGUCGAUUGCGUGCUUUAUGGACUUCAAUGAUUGGCAAUGACAGGAUCUGACCACCAUGGCAACAUCACUCUACACUUUGGAUUUCCUUAUUCAUAAGUGUUUAUUACAUCGGCGUGUAACCAAGUCUAAAACUCAAGAAUUCCACUAUAAAGUCAAAGUACAAUUAUCGAGAAGUCAACAUAUCCUACACUCUCUAGUAUAGUAUAUUCUACUAUAGUAUGUCCACAGACAACUCUAAGUAUUGUGCUGUAAUAUAUACCUCUGACAAAAAGUGAACCUCCAAAAGUGUUUAAACUACCAUAAAUUUUUUUUCAAAGAUUUUAAUUAGAUUCCACAAUAUUACCCUGUGUUGUGCUGCUUUAUUUUUCGUGUAUUUAUUUACUGGGAGAUGAUGGAAGUUCUGGUCCUAAUCUGGGAUCUUAAAAUUGUAUU